AUGGCUGAAGAUAGGCCAGAGCACGUAGCGAACGAUUGCUACGAGGCGCUCCUAGACCUCAAGAGCAUAUUUCCGACCUGGAGCGACACGCAAGGCAACUUCCACUAUCACUGGCGUGAAAUAUUCAUCGCAACAACCAAAGGAAACCCAAUUGAACAGGAUACAGUGAAAUUUUAUACGGAUGUCUUCAAGCCACUCAUCCAAACCAAGGACGAAGGGAUAGAGGCACAAGACGCACUGGAACUUGUUAAAAAACUUGAUAGUCGUAGAAAGGAACGAGAUACAUCCUUCCAAAACCACAAAUUAGAAGAAAUACUUAGCAAGGAUACCAACGCCAUCAGACCUAAACCACCAGUUAAGAAACAGGCAGCGCAAAGGAGACCAGCUGCAGAAGUCACUGUGGAUGUCGCUCCAGAAGGAGGACAUGUAUAUGGUACACGUACUCGAUCGAGAAGGUUACAAAGUCGUGAAUCCGAUGAGGGACAAGGAAGUAAACUUGAGUACAGCUCCUCAGGGUUUGGCACGCACCUUAAAAAGGGGUUCUUCUCCGACUACGUAUGGGACUUCCUGGUACCUACUGGCGAGGUAAGAUUCUGA
This is a messenger RNA of Babesia sp. Xinjiang, 597 nucleotides long. RefSeq lists its product as uncharacterized. The transcript has a single exon. The coding region runs from base 1 to 597 and encodes 198 amino acids. The record is from RefSeq and is a predicted model, not a curated record. Lineage: Eukaryota; Apicomplexa; Aconoidasida; Piroplasmida; Babesiidae.